Aspergillus affinis is the source of this 1236-nucleotide messenger RNA. RefSeq names its product aspartic endopeptidase. Gene Ontology annotation, molecular function: aspartic-type endopeptidase activity. The coding region runs from base 1 to 1236 and encodes 411 amino acids. The record is from RefSeq and is a predicted model, not a curated record. The transcript has 3 exons. Gene Ontology annotation, biological process: proteolysis. NCBI's taxonomy places the organism in Eukaryota, Fungi, Ascomycota, Eurotiomycetes, Eurotiales, Aspergillaceae.
AUGGUAUCCAAAGUUCCCCUUGUCCACAACCCCCGCUACCGCAGAUCCGGGAUCAAAUCCUACGCCUAUUUAAUACGCAAAUACGGCAUCCACCCCACUCGAGACGGCCCUUAUUCCAUCGGUCGUACGAUCCACCAGACCGGUCGGCCCUUCACCAGUAAACCAGUCGGCGGCAGGGUCCGCUUCCACGAUGUCAUGCAGAAGCAAUUCUCCAACAAGGACAUGCACCAGGUGGAUGCCGACGACGUUCAGAAUGAUAGCAUGUACUUCGUUCCGGUUUCGAUCGGAUCGCCUCCGCAGGUCCUGAAUCUGGUUCCUGAUACCGGGCCGAGCGAUCUCUGGGUACGGUCUAUUGUUCAGUCGCGAGAGGAUGAGGAUCGUCGGGCUUUUGAUCCAUCCAAGUCAACCACUUCUUCGAUUGCCGAGCAAUCCUCAUGGAAAGUUUCCAACUUGGAUAAUUCCUCUGCGUCUGGCUCUGUUGUAGCUGAUAAUGUCAUCCUCGGGGAGGAGGUGACCGUCAAGACCCAACAUAUCGCCAUUGCGGACACCCUAUCCUCUGGAUUCGACCAAGCCGCAGCAGACGGCGUCCUAGGGCUCGCAUUUGGAGCUGCAUCCAAUAUUCGACCUGAAGUCAAGAGCUUAGUCGAGACUAUACAGGGCCAAGAUGAUCUAGCGUCCUCUGUCAAACUCUUUACAGCGAAAUUCUCCCCGUCGAAUGGCUCUGGUCAAGAAGGCCCGUUCUUUACGUUCGGGGGGAUCGAUGAGAAUGUCGGAGAAGAUAUCAUACACUAUGCGCCCAUUGACAAGAGCCACAAGCUCUGGUCCUUCGAAUCCACAACCGCAUAUAUAGCGGGAACAGUCCUCGACCGGCCCCAGAAUAUCGCGAUCAUUGACACCGACGCAGCGCUUACCUUGCUUGAGGACAGAAUUUGUCAGGCAAUCUAUGAUGCUAUCCCCGGGGCAUUCUACGAUGGCGAAAGUCAGGGAUUCCUAUUCCCGACCAAUACCGAUCAGGAUCAACUGCCCACGAUUCAGCUAGAUAUUGGGGGAAAGCUUUUCAGCGUGCCGAAAAGCAGUCUGGGGUUCUCUGAAGCCAAGCCUGGUUACGUAUAUGGAGGGGUUCAGAGUCGGGGGUCGAUCGAGUUCGAUGUCCUUGGGCGUUCUUUCUUGGAGGGGAUCUAUGCAGUAUUUGAUAUCAGCAAACUUCGGUUUGGUGCAGUGCAGAUUGUGAAUUAA